AUGGCGGAUAUGGUCGAUCCCAAUGCCCCGCCCCCCCAGAGGGAUGGCUACGACUCCGAUGGAGAUUAUGACAUGGGCUACAACGAUGAGGAUUUUGACGCAUUCUUCCAAGGCCUCGAAGAGUUCAACGGCGGUGCCAGCAAUCAACCACCUAGUCCUGGCAACGAUAUCCAGCGAUGCGCGAACCUGGCGCGUCAGAUUCUGUCCAGGCCGCCGCCGCCGGCCGAGCCUGCGCCGUACUAUGAACCACAUGAGUCCGCAUUCGACAUGGAGGAGGCACCUCGGGCACCGCCGGCACCCCCAGCAGCACCCGUCUACAAACCAGGAGUUCCGCCAAUCCCUCCUCGGCCUUCCCCCACCUUUCGCCUUCCUUCCAUCGACACCGUUUACGAUGAUCUACUGGCACCGAACCCUCCUCCGCCGGAGCAAGUCUACCUGCCGCCACAAGGCCCGCCGCCUUUUGGUCGCACUCCGCCGCCACCACCACCGGUAGCACCCCCCGUGCCACAUCACGAAGACGAUGUGCUCGAGGUGAUCGACCCCAACGGAAACAUCAUUAUCGGGUCCGGCGGCCCGCAACGGCAGAGAUUCCUCGCCAGUACGGCCGCCCUUCUCCGCUCCUCUCCUGUCCUCGCCGCAAUUAUCAUGCCCGAGCGGCAUAAUCAGGCUAAUCAACAACCUCCCCCACUUCCUCCGAUGCCAAAUCCUCUACGCUCACCUGCCGCCUUCCUAAUACCGCCCGAGGAGGAUAGAUCUUCCCUGCCGACCCUCUUUAUCCCGGACGUUGAGGACAGGGUGUGCAAAACCUUCCUUCUCAUCAUUCAUGGCUUUCUCAAUAGAGUUGAGAAGAGUUUCAAGAGUGUCCAGCUCCUUUACGACCUCUUGAUGUUUACCCACCGCUACGAGAUGACUCUGAGCCUCCAGUCUGUGGCAGUCCCGUGGCUAAAAAGGAUCUACCACGAAAAUCCUCUGCGUCAUGACGAAGUGGCGAAGCAGCUGUGGAUUGUAUACGAACUGGGACACUUGAAGAUGAUGAGGCAUACUAUUCGCUGUAUGGUCAAGACGGCGAGGAUCAAUAAGGACGGCCAGCUGCUCGGUUACGGAGCCCAGGAAGGGAAGGAUGAGUAUACGCAGUGGGCUCCGUUGGUGCACUUGGGUUUGCUGAGAGACAUCACAAUCUGCCGACAGCGCGUCAUGAGCCGGCUCCUCUUUGAAGUUGAGCAAGUGAUCGAGCGUCUCACCUCCUCCCCUCCAGUCCUCCCUCCCCACGACUCCAGUGACGAUGACGAAGUCCAGAACGCCAGAGCUAGAAGUCACGAUUCUAAAAAUCCCAGACAACCCAUCGAGAUCCCGCCAGACGACGCCCCUCGACAAGACGCCCCUCGACAAAUGUGCGUCUCCCGCAGGCCGCCCGGGAGAGUCACUCACGCGGUCAAUUGCGACGCCAGCAUGCUCGGAGCUCUACAACGUACACUGCGCCAGGAAGGAUGGGCUACCAUGGACUUGACUUGCAGUCCGAGUCAUCUAUACAGGCGGAUCAAAAAGAUUGGGAAGACCUCGACAGAACAGGUUGUCAUCACGCAUACGCUCAAGGGCCAUAGGGCGUGCGAUCCGUUUGGGGAUGACAAGUGGAUCAGGUUGGAUGACCUGAUCAUGGAGGAGGUGAAGAUGAUUCCCUUCGACGUCGAGGAGCUCAAAAAGCGUGGAGGAAUGAUGGGGUUCUCGAUUCAAGAUUGGAAGUGAGAGCGAAUUUGGGAGUUGGAAUUACACCAAGCUUCGCGCUAUAUUUGCCAGGUCUUGAGGACGCCUCAGAACCGGACAACAUAGGUUCUGUAAAUGCUUGUUUGGAACGAUGCGUUUAGUCUUGGAGGAUUGGGAUGGCAUGGAAACGGAGCGCUGUGUUUCGGAGAGUGGGCUGAUGGGAAUCGGUUGGAUUAUCAUGGUUCCCGAUGUACACCGCCAUGAUCUCAAGCAGACGAGGAAGUUGGGAAGUUACUUCGGGGUAAGAGUCCUCAUUGUCAC
Neurospora tetraspora is the source of this 2022-nucleotide messenger RNA. RefSeq lists its product as uncharacterized. Bases 1 to 1743 code for a protein of 580 amino acids. The transcript is spliced from 3 exons. NCBI's taxonomy places the organism in Eukaryota, Fungi, Ascomycota, Sordariomycetes, Sordariales, Sordariaceae. The record is from RefSeq and is a predicted model, not a curated record.